Messenger RNA from Dothidotthia symphoricarpi CBS 119687, 615 nucleotides. RefSeq names its product benzoquinone reductase. The transcript has 4 exons. The coding region runs from base 1 to 615 and encodes 204 amino acids. The record is from RefSeq and is a predicted model, not a curated record. Gene Ontology annotation, molecular function: FMN binding; NAD(P)H dehydrogenase (quinone) activity. Lineage: Eukaryota; Fungi; Ascomycota; Dothideomycetes; Pleosporales; Dothidotthiaceae.
AUGGCUCCCAAGAUCGCGAUUGUGUACUACUCGAUGUACGGCCACAUCAAGCAAUUGGCCGAUGCUGAGUUGAAGGGUAUCCAGGCAGCUGGCGGUGAUGCUCAAUUCUUCCAAGUCGCAGAGACCCUCCCUGAAGAGGUCCUCGCAAAGAUGCACGCACCCCCCAAGCCCACCGACAUCACCGUUCUCAACGACCCCUCGCAACUCGAGCCCUUUGACGGUAUCCUCUUCGGUAUUCCUACCCGGUACGGAAAUUUCCCCGCUCAGUACAAAGCCUUUUGGGACAAGAGCGGCGGACAGUGGGCGUCGGGCAGCUUCUGGGGCAAGUACGCUGGUACAUUCGUCAGCACUGGAACGCAGGGUGGUGGACAGGAGAGCACUGUCAUCUCGACGAUGAGCACAUUGAUACACCACGGAUUCAUUUUCGUGCCAUUGGGCUACAAGACCGUUUUUGCUGAACUCGCCAACCUCGAUGAGGUCCACGGCGGUAGCGCAUGGGGCGCGGGCACAUUCUCUGGAGCUGAUGGAAGCCGCCAGCCUACUGCGUUGGAGCUGGGCGUUGCCGAGGCGCAGGGCAAGGCGUUCUACGAGGCUGUUUCCAAGGCUCACCCAUGA